CAGCGGAUCCUGUCAGUCACCGUGGGGACUGAAGCAGCACGUCCCGUUGUUUUCUGUCCGAGUUCGACCCAAAGGUUCGCCAAUCUUCACGUCGGACAUCGUGACGUUUAAGUCUGAUCCGGAAUGGAAGCUGCUGCGGAAUUCAAUCAAACAUGACUUCCAGCGCCGUCCUGUUCACUGUCCUGCUACUCUCCGCUUCGCUGGUCCUCGGAACCGGGACAGGUGCCGUCGGGCCAGUCGGCGUGAUCCCGAACCCCUCAGUAACCAUGGCGUUCCAGAACACCAACGACGAGUGUGACACGGUGAUGAGCCUGAACGCUUCCGACCGCUGCAGGUUCGUGCGCCACACUCCCGACUGUUUAAUGGAGGACGGCUUCAUCAACUAUCUCGUGGAGGCGUUCUGCCUGCUGCCAUACAGCUACACCCCCCUGACCAUCACUCUGAGUCUCAUCUGGCUGCUGGUUCUGUUCAUUAUUCUUGCACUCACUGCGUCCAAAUUCUUCUGUCCAAAUCUGUCGGCCAUCUCCACCAGCCUGCGCCUCACCCACAACGUGGCCGGCGUGACCUUCCUGGCGCUGGGCAACGGAGCUCCGGACGUCUUCAGUGCCGUCGUGGCGUUUUCCCACCCGCACACCGCCGGCCUGGCCGUCGGAGCGUUGUUUGGCGCCGGGAUCUUCGUGACCACGGUGGUCGCUGGCAGCGUGGCGCUGGUCCAGCCCUUCACCGUCGCCUCCCGUCCGUUCCUGAGGGAUGUUGUCUUCUACAUGGCUGCAGUGUUUUGGACCUUCGUGAUCCUGUUCCGGGGAACCACCACGCUGGUGGAGACGCUGGGCUACCUGGGUCUGUAUGUGGUGUACGUGCUGACCGUCAUCAUCAGCGCCUACAUCUACAAGUGCCAGAAGAACUCCCUCCAGAACGCAGUCGAUGUUUCAGGGGCCUCAGACACGUGCGACUCCACAGAUGACGUGCCCUGCCUGAUCCCGGGGACCAUCCAUGAGGAGUACGAGGCAGAGUACCAGCCGCUCAUCUCAGACUCCACCAGUCACAUCCUGCUCAGCUCUCUCAACCCAGUGGACCACAUGAAGUGGAGGAGGAAGCCCUGGAGCUGGAAGCUUCUGAAAGUGGUGAAGACUCCCCUGGAGAUUCUGUUGCUGCUCUGCAUCCCCGUGGUGGAUCCGGACAAGAGCGACAAGAACUGGAGACGCCCUCUCAACUGCCUCCACCUGCUCACCUCGCCACUCGUCUGUCUGUUCUGCUUCCAGUCUGGAACGUAUGGAACCUACAUGAUCAACCAGCAGUUCCCCGUCUGGCUCCUCACCCUGCUCCUGGGACUUUUCCUCUCCGCCAUCGUCUUCUUCUCCACCACCAACGAGCGACCACCCCGAUAUCACCCGCUGUUUUCCGUCCUGGGAUUCCUGGUGAGCGCAGUGGUGAUCAGCGCAGCCGCCACAGAGGUGGUGGGUCUGCUGCACAUGCUGGGUGUGGUGCUGGGCCUCAGCAACACUGUGCUGGGACUGACCCUGCUGGCCUGGGGCAACAGCAUCGGAGACUGUUUCUCUGACAUCACAAUCGCGCGCCAGGGUUACCCUCAGAUGGCCAUCUCUGCCUGCUUCGGAGGGAUCAUCUUCAACAUGCUGUUCGGUGUGGGUUUAGGAUGUCUGGUGCAGAUGAUCAAGACACAAUCCGGAGUGGAGUUCGAGUCAGAGGGACAGAUCACCUGGAUCCUAGCUGGAGCACUUGGUUCCUCUCUGGUUCUGUCUUUCGUCAUUGUUCCGCUCUGCCGCUUCAGGCUGACCAAGAUCUACGGGAUAUUUCUGCUCGUCUUCUACGCCAUGUUCCUCCUGAUCGCGAUGCUGGAUGAGUUUGUUUUGGACAAAUAAUCCAGCUGAAGUGAGCAGGAAGCUGAUGCUCAGUUUUGUUUACUUCCUGGACCAUGUGAAGCCAAACAGACUGGAUUUUACCUUCUCAGGAAGAGCUGAAACCAAUGUGCCUUUCUUUGUCUGUUUAUAGUCUAUUUAAAGUGUAUAAUGUAAAUAAAAUCCU
Synchiropus splendidus (mandarinfish) is the source of this 2043-nucleotide messenger RNA. RefSeq names its product solute carrier family 8 member B1 (gene slc8b1). The record is from RefSeq and is a predicted model, not a curated record. The transcript has 15 exons. NCBI's taxonomy places the organism in Eukaryota, Metazoa, Chordata, Actinopteri, Syngnathiformes, Callionymidae. Gene Ontology annotation, cellular component: membrane. Gene Ontology annotation, molecular function: calcium:sodium antiporter activity. Gene Ontology annotation, biological process: calcium export from the mitochondrion; intracellular calcium ion homeostasis. Bases 153 to 1880 code for a protein of 575 amino acids.